CCGCUGGCUCGGCGGGGCUGGCUGCUGAGGUCCGAGGCAGCGGCACGGUGGACUUCGGGCCCGGGCCCGGGAUCUCUGCAAUGGAGGCGAGCGGGGGCGAUCCGGGCCCAGAGGCCGAGGAUUUCGAGUGCAGCUCUCACUGCUCGGAACUGUCCUGGCGGCAGAACGAACAGCGGCGCCAGGGCCUCUUCUGCGACAUUACCCUGUGCUUCGGCGGUGCCGGAGGCCGCGAGUUCCGGGCCCACCGCUCGGUGCUGGCCGCCGCCACCGAGUACUUCACGCCCCUACUCUCAGGCCAGUUUUCUGAGUCCCGCUCGGGCCGGGUGGAGAUGCGCAAGUGGAGCUCGGAGCCGGGGCCCGAACCCGACACGGUGGAAGCCGUUAUCGAAUACAUGUACACUGGGCGCAUCCGCGUCAGCACGGGCAGCGUGCACGAGGUGCUGGAGUUGGCCGACAGGUUUUUGUUAAUUCGUUUAAAAGAAUUUUGUGGCGAGUUUCUCAAGAAAAAACUUCAUCUCUCCAAUUGUGUAGCCAUUCAUAGCUUAGCUCACAUGUACACCCUAAGCCAGCUUGCUCUGAAAGCUCCAUUCAUAGCUUAG
Messenger RNA from Otolemur garnettii (small-eared galago), 599 nucleotides. RefSeq names its product kelch-like protein 11. NCBI's taxonomy places the organism in Eukaryota, Metazoa, Chordata, Mammalia, Primates, Galagidae. The coding region runs from base 81 to 599 and encodes 172 amino acids. The transcript is spliced from 3 exons. The record is from RefSeq and is a predicted model, not a curated record. Gene Ontology annotation, molecular function: protein binding.